UACCCGCGACUGUAGUCUCGCGUAGCCAGUGCAUGUACGUACCUCUAGAAUGGCGACUACUAGCGCUGCUCUCCUGAACGAUAGAAGCGAAUUGUCUCUAUAUACCGACGAUAAUGAUGUUUCUACGUCGAGCCUGGAACAAAUGACUAAGGUUCAAAAACAGCUAGAAUCGUUUCUGAAAGCCAGCCGGUUGACGAAAACAAAUAGUGAUGACAAUAUGGAGAGGGAAUUUCUAUCAAGUGAAGCUAAUUAUGUGUCUGCCGCAGAACAAGCGGAAACAGACCAGUUGCUACCAGAACGCACAGCUUCGCCAUCGCGACUCCCGGUUUCGUCUUUUGGUUCAGAUUCAGUUUCGAUGCAGGCACCAUGUGUCGGUGUGAAUCCGCUAGUUUGGUAUGGUGAAGCUGGCUCGUGUACAUCAAUUGUUAGCUCUCCACCUGAAACCACUGAAAAUCAGGUUUUGUGUGAGAAUUUGGAUCGAGAAAGGUUAAGAAGAAAAAUAUGUGAAAGAGAAAUUCAUGAUCUUCAGAAGAACAUGCUGCAGCUUCAGCAACAACUUACUGUCACUGCGUCAUCAAGCAGAAAACGAGAAUUUAUGAUUGAACAGUUAGAAAAGACGCUUAAAGGGAUUAUUUCUGGGUGGCAGCAACAGCAGAAACAGAAGGAAGAUGUCACAAGAAAGUUAAAGCAAGAAAAGGAGCUGCUGGAAGAGGCUUGCUUAAAGCAUCGAGAGGCCUACAGUGCCAUUGAAAUGCAACUUGAAGGAACAAGCAGAUGUUUGGAAGAUCAAAAAAGGCAGUUGGCAGAUGAGAAAGCUAAAUGUGCAGACUUGUUGUCGAAGCAAUGUGAAAAAGUGAAAGUCCAGUCACUCUUUGAAGAAGAGAAAGCAACACUGUUAGCAAGUAAUGCUGAACUCAAGUCCAAGUUUGAUCAAGAGCAGAUUAUUAGCCAACAAUUACGAAUUGAGACAGAUAAUCAACUGAAGGAGCACAAAGACUUGUUACAUGCUGAGAAAGAGAAAGGAGAAAGAGCUAGAAGAAUGUCGGAGGAACUUCAAGAAACAAUUUCAAGUUUGCAAUCUGAAUUAAAGAAGAUGGGAAACACAAUUGAACGGCUUGAAACAGAAAAGGAAGGGUGGGGAAUCAAAUUACAACUAAAAGAGAAUGAAUAUCAAGCAUCACUGAUGAAACUACGAGCUGAACUUCAAGAAAUGUGGCACACUGAGUUGAUGACAAAAUUUUCAGGAGCACAAGAAGAGGUAGAGAAAUGGCGGCAUCAUGUGAAUGAAUGUCACAGAGCUGAAAUUGAAAAGCUCACUGAUCGUCACAACAAUGAAUUGUUGAGCUUGAAAGAAUACUUAGAAGAGGAAUUGAAACAAAGAUGCACUCGCCUGCAGUGUGCUUUGACUGAAACCGAAACAAGAGUUAGAGAUUUAGGAGAACAAUUGAACAAUGAAAAGAAAGCAAGAGACAAUGCAGAAGAUAAAAGGAAGUCUAUCUCUCUGCAACUAAAAGCUUUGGUUCAGUCUCACUGCAAGCAAGUUCUUUCUAUCAUUGAAAAGUCAGAAGCAACUGUAGAGGAGAGCGAGAGUAGUCACGUGGAUGAUUUGCCAUUCAAUGACAUUCACAUCACAGCCAAAGAUCUCACAGAAGUACCAAGAUUAACAGAUAGCCCUCUAUCGAUAUCAUCAAUGAAGACAAGUAGUGUUGAAAGUUCCCUGAUAUCAGACACAGAACAUUUGCAGAGCCAUCACCAGACUUUACGUCUAUCAAAUUAUGAUGAAGACCAAAGCCAAGAUGGGGUCUCUGAAGGGGGGAAAUCCCACUUCAAACAACAACAAACUACUCUUUCAUGGAGUAGACAACUUCCUAUUUUGCCAGUCAGUCAAGUUAAUGCAACUAGCAUGGAAUCUCCUUCCUAUUUGACUGAUCAUAUGAAAACUUUUAGACAGACGUCAGAUGGUGGACCCAGGUCAAGUCAGCUUGAAAAUUUUGAGAUGAAACAGCAGUUUCAUGAAAAGCAGCAAGACGAGCUUAGACAUUAUGUUUACUUGUUACUGAACAGGAUUCCUAGUCAGUCACUCAAGGAGCCAAAACAGCUUGCCUCUCCAUUGCAAUUGUCAACUACUUUCCCAGUAUUCUCACCCUUACAUUCGAAGUAUUCAGUUGUAUCUCUCUCAACUCCAAGCAAUCCUGAGGAUAGUGGCCCUCUGCAACAACCAGUAGUAGCAACUUCAACUGCGAUACACUAUCAGGGGAAUGAUGUAAUCAACACUAGCUCAACAAAUGCUCCAUUGGAUCAGCCUGAUUGUAUUUCUGCAAAGCAGUACAGUGGGUCUGCCCAACAAUCACAAAGUACUUGUAAAACGAAGACUCUUGUCAAACAGACCAAGUUGCAAGAAAGCAUUAGACGAAACCUAGAGGGGAGUUUCCAAGAAGAAAGAACAAGAGCAUCAACAUUAUGCAAGAGCAAUGGAGUGACUCCUAGUGAUAAACAGUCAUUUCGCCCAACAAAAUCAAGAUCACAAGCAAAACCAUGGAAAUAGCAGCACCUACACAAGACACGGACUCUCAAU
Molecule: messenger RNA, 2575 nt
Organism: Corticium candelabrum
Lineage: Eukaryota; Metazoa; Porifera; Homoscleromorpha; Homosclerophorida; Plakinidae
Product: centrobin-like
Exons: 19
Coding region: 50-2545 (831 amino acids)
Biological process (GO): mitotic cytokinetic process; regulation of cilium assembly; centriole replication
Cellular component (GO): centrosome; centriole
Source: RefSeq, a predicted model, not a curated record